Messenger RNA from Penicillium concentricum, 957 nucleotides. RefSeq lists its product as uncharacterized. The record is from RefSeq and is a predicted model, not a curated record. The coding region runs from base 1 to 957 and encodes 318 amino acids. The transcript has 5 exons. NCBI's taxonomy places the organism in Eukaryota, Fungi, Ascomycota, Eurotiomycetes, Eurotiales, Aspergillaceae.
AUGGAGGUAACCUGGCCACAGUUAUUCAAAAGCGACUUUCUCAAUCCCGAUGUACUGAAUGCUACGAACCCAUAUCCAGUCUGGGGCUACGCACACGGACCUAUUCCAAAUAACAAUCCUGAUUGGAAAAUAAUACCGACGACCCAAAGUGGAUAUAUAGGCACUAAACAAUUCACAACUGCUCUUACUGCUAAUAGGCCACAAGCCCCGAUGGUUACCCUGAAUCGCUGUGACACCAUAGUGUAUCAUAUGAGUUCCUCAAUUUGCGAUAUCUUGGUUCAAGACAAUCAGCUAUGCGAGGCGAGUUUCCACCGGCAGCGCAAUUUCAGCAUUCAUGUUCGUAGAGCCCAUACUGGUGCCGCCAACCCGCCAAAGCUCGGCCCCGUGACCGCCGAGGAAAAAACUGCUGGAAAUAACGCGAGAAAGCGUUGGGUUUUGAUGGGAGGCUGGCGUGAUGCCCUCUAUAUGAAAGAACCCAAGAGGGAAAUUAUUUCUGCCACUAUGAUCGGCUACUAUUGUGAUGCGUUAGAGGAAAUUGCCUGGGUCUCUUCUGUUACUCUCCGGUGUGGUCAACUACCGAAGCAUAUACUGACACAUUCUACCAGGCAUACCGAUGCCCAGUUUGCUGCAGAGAACCAUCAUCCUGGAAAUCGAGUGAUGCCUUUGGUUGCACCAUCAACGCCCGGUGGCGAUGACUCUGUGAAAUCCACUAGAUGUGAGCAGCCUACCCAGACUGAGCCCACAUCUGACAAUGACCCCGAUGUCAACCCCGAUUUUACAUCUGGACCUGAUUGCGAGAUUGUCUCCGAGUCUGUGUCUGAGUUUGACUCCGAGCCUGAGGACCAAGAAGAGUGGCCGAUGGACGCCGUCACUGAUAUCUUUGCUGGGCUGUAUCUACCGUCAAGCAAAUUGGACGCGGCAUAUGGACCUAUGCCCGAAGGAAUGGACAGAGUAUAA